Trichoderma reesei QM6a is the source of this 792-nucleotide messenger RNA. RefSeq lists its product as uncharacterized. The transcript has 5 exons. Gene Ontology annotation, molecular function: actin monomer binding. The record is from RefSeq and is a predicted model, not a curated record. Gene Ontology annotation, cellular component: cell cortex. NCBI's taxonomy places the organism in Eukaryota, Fungi, Ascomycota, Sordariomycetes, Hypocreales, Hypocreaceae. Bases 158 to 553 code for a protein of 131 amino acids.
CCCAGCUCGCGAGAACCCUUUUGCCUCUUUUCAUCUCUGCCGGCUUCUUCUCUUCCUUCCUUCUUCUUCUUCUUCUUCUUCUUCUUCUCGUUGCUCUCUCUUGUCUCUUCAGUCUCUCCCGUCUCCACGACUCACAGCUUCACACACAGCCGUCAUCAUGUCCUGGCAAGCUUUCGUCGAUACUAGCUUGGUCGCCACCGGCCACGUCGCCAAGGGCGCCAUCAUCAGCAUUGCUGGCGACAGCGCCUGGGCCACCUCUCCUUCUCUGACGAUCCAACCCGCCGAGAUGAAGGUCAUUGCCGACAUCGUCAGCGGCAACGAGGCCGCCUCCGACAAGGCGCGCGCCGAGGGCCUGUACAUUGCCGGACAGCGCUACGUCGUGACCCGAGUCGAUGAGGGAAACAUCUACGCCCGAGCUGGUCGGGAGGGUGUUGCCAUCACCGCCUCCAAGCAGGCCAUCGUUAUCGGCAUCCACAACGAGACCCAGCAGGCCGGAAACGCCACCUUGGUCGUCAGCGCUCUCGCCGACCACCUCAAGAACACCGGAUACUAAGAAGUAUAAUUACAUCGCUGGUGGAAUGGGGGGGGAAGCUGAAGACGGAGUGCAAAAUUCAAGGUGUCGAGCAGUUGUGCCGUGACAGCGUUGGAUGAUAUAAAGGGGAAGGACGUCAAGGAGGAGUUUGCGUGGGAAAUCUUUGCAACUUAACUGCCAUGUGUUGGGAGGACCAAAGUCAUCUUUUCUCGGCAGAUUCCAAGAAGAAGAAAAAAACGACAAAAAAAGCCAACAUUUUC